Hibiscus syriacus is the source of this 1981-nucleotide messenger RNA. RefSeq names its product ABC transporter G family member 8-like. Gene Ontology annotation, cellular component: membrane. The record is from RefSeq and is a predicted model, not a curated record. Lineage: Eukaryota; Viridiplantae; Streptophyta; Magnoliopsida; Malvales; Malvaceae. Gene Ontology annotation, molecular function: ATP hydrolysis activity; ABC-type transporter activity; ATP binding.
UUGAAUUCACAUUCUUCUUAUCCUGCCCCAACAUUAUUCUCUUAAUGGAAAUUGCCAUCAUUCAACCUCCCCGCACCCCAUUCUCUAUUUACGAAACCCUCUCCUUCCAACCAAUUCCUAGGCCUCCUCCAUGGAAGACCAAUCAGCCUCCUCCUCUUCUCCGCCAUCGUCACCACCGCUCAAAACAUAUACGCUGACAGCAUCCUCAAUCUGCUAUACUAAAUCGACCACCUCAACUACUUCCCUCACGGGAUAUUUGCUUUUCAAGCCUUGCACUUCAACAACUCCAACGUACAUCCUCCGGGAUGUCUCCUUCACCGCCAACCCCUCACAAAUCCUCGCUAUCGUCGGCCCCAGUGGUGCCGGGAAGUCCACUCUCCUUGAUAUUCUGGCAGCUCGGACAUCAGCAACAAGUGGUACUCUUUUACUCAAUUCCACUCCCAUCAACCCUUCUUCAUUUCGGAAGCUCUCGGCUUAUGUUCCUCAACACGACGCAUGCUUACCGUUGCUCACUGUAGCCGAAACUUUUGCUUUUGCUGCUCGUCUUCUUGUCCCUCAAACAUCAGAUAUUGACACCAUUGUUACGUGUCUUCUGUCAGAGCUAAGGCUAACGCACUUGUCUAACACCAAACUAGCUCAUGGGCUAUCCGGCGGUGAGCGGAGGCGCGUUUCGAUAGGUCUAAGUCUCCUCCAUGACCCUGCUGUUCUAAUCCUUGAUGAACCCACUUCAGGCCUUGAUAGUACUUCAGCUUUCAAUGUCAUACAGAUCCUCAAAUCAAUAGCUGCUUCACGUCAUCGAACUGUUGUUUUAUCCAUACACCAACCAAGCUUCAAGAUUCUUUCCACCAUUGAUAGAAUCCUGUUGCUGUCAAAGGGGACUGUCGUGCACCAUGGUACACUAUCUUCACUUGAAAUAUUCCUAAACUCCAAUGGGUUCACUGUUCCUCCUCAGCUCAACGCCCUCGAGUAUGCCAUGGAAAUAUUGAACCAGCUGCAUGAUAGCAAACCAAUUACACCACCAUCACUCCCUCCAACACCACAACACUCUCCUGUAACCGUCAACAAUCACGAAGCAAGUGAUAUCAGGUAUAGAAGCUCAAGACUGCAUGAAAUCUGCUCUUUAUAUAACAGGUUUUGGAAGAUUAUUUACAGAACACGGCAGCUUCUUUUAACCAAUGCAUUAGAGGCUCUUAUCGUGGGACUUGUUCUAGGAACAAUCUACAUCAAUAUUGGUUACGACAAGGAAGGUAUAGAGAAAAGAUUUGGUCUCUUUGCCUUCACUCUCACAUUCCUUCUCUCUUCUACAACAGAAACCCUUCCGAUCUUCCUUAACGAAAGACCAAUUCUGCUGAGAGAAACAUCAAGUGGGGUUUAUAGACUCUCGUCUUACCUCAUAGCAAACACCCUCGUCUUCUUGCCAUAUCUGCUUGUCAUUGCGAUCAUAUAUUCAAUCUCUGUUUACUUCCUAGUGGGUCUAUGUGCUUCAUGGCAAGCUUUUGGUUACUUCGUUUUGGUCAUUUGGAUCAUUGUUCUAAUGGCGAAUUCAUUUGUUCUCUUCUUGAGCUCUCUUGCACCGAAUUAUAUAGCCGGAACGUCGCUUGUAACGGUACUUCUGGGCUCUUUUUUCCUCUUCUCUGGCUACUUCAUCUCCAAAGAUAGCAUGCCCAAGUACUGGCUCUUCAUGCACUUUUUGUCAAUGUAUAAGUACGCUCUGGAUGCGCUUCUUAUCAAUGAGUAUUCUUGCCUUGUGUCAAGGUGUUUUCUUUGGUACAGUGAAACCAAGACUUGCAUGGUGACCGGAGCUGAUGUGUUACAGAAGAAAGGACUCCAUGAGAGACAAAGAUGGACCAAUGUUUACAUCUUGGUUGGGUUCUUUGUGUUGUAUCGUGUGCUUUGUUUGCUGGUUUUGAUCAGAAGGGUUUCAAGAUCAAAGAAAUGAGAGACAUUUGAUUUUUCUUUUUUAAUAUUCCACCUUAUUUUC